GAUGCAAUGUGUGGAAGGAGGCGAUGCACGUUCCAUAGCAUCACUAUGUGACUGCUGCUGCCUGAUAAUCUUGCUUCCAGCUCCCUGAGUCAACAACUAACUGAGGUGCCUUUUCUUUUACAAAAGGAUGUCAGCUCUGAGACCCAGGAAGAAAUAACAGACUUCACCUUGGAAUAGCUCACCUCACUCCUGCAUCAUUAAAGCGGAUUUUGUAAAGAAAACAAAAAUCAACCCCCAUUCCAGCCCCUCCUCAUUCCACCACUGAACAGAAAGAGUUUCCUGCUCCAGGAUUCAAGCACAGCAACAUAUAAGAAGAAAACAUAUCACCAAAUAUUGAUAGAGUAAAUAUAAAGGAAGGCCCACUGGGGAGAAAAGAGUGAGCUGACAUGAUCAAGAAGUGGUUUUCAGUGACUGUGAUCAACAAGGAAAGGGAAAGACAAACUCUCCUCCCACUGAAGUCUUCAUAGCCAUACAUCACUUCUUUCCUUCUUCUAACCUUGUUUCAAAUGCAGCCGUAUUCAGAAAGGUGCCGUUUAGAGAUUAAGGAAUGCGCCAGUGACCACGCGGGACCCAACUGACAAAUUGGUCAAAAAUGGUAACUUGUGUUCCCCUACUAUGAAGACUUGAAUUCUGACAACUCCAGCUUUGAUUCUCCAGUGCUUCAGGAUGUAAAUGUGGUCUGACUUUUCCCAAGCAGGCAGUUAAAUCAUGGACACUAGAAACAAUUUACUUUGGAUUGUCCUUCCAAAGGACACUUUGGUUUCUCUCUUGAAUGCUCACUAAGCAUUUGUAGCUGACAAGGAAACGAAGGACAACUGUGAACUGGAAAGCUGUCUUACAAUGAAAAUUACGAGCACAUCUUGCAUCUGUCCAGUGCUGGUGUGUCUUUGCUUUGUGCAGAGGUGUGAUGGGACUGCUCACCAAGGCUCCAUCAAGGUGACUAGAAACCAAACCAAACACCCUGAAGGGGAAACCGAAGUCCACCACCGCCCCAAAAGGGGAUGGGUAUGGAAUCAGUUCUUUGUUUUAGAAGAACAUAUGGGACCAGAUCCGCAAUACGUUGGAAAACUGCACUCCAACUCUGACAAAGGUGAUGGCUCUGUCAAGUACAUUCUUACCGGGGAAGGUGCCGGGACUAUAUUUAUCAUCGAUGACACCACAGGGGACAUUCACUCAACCAAAAGCCUAGACAGGGAACAGAAGACUCACUAUGUGCUGCAUGCCCAGGCCAUCGACAGGCGGACCAACAAACCCCUGGAGCCCGAAUCUGAGUUUAUCAUCAAAGUGCAAGAUAUCAACGACAAUGCUCCCAAAUUCACAGAUGGGCCAUACAUCGUCACUGUGCCUGAAAUGUCAGACAUGGGUACUUCUGUUCUACAGGUGACUGCCACUGAUGCAGAUGACCCUACCUAUGGAAACAGUGCUCGAGUUGUUUACAGCAUUCUUCAGGGCCAGCCCUACUUCUCCGUAGAUCCUAAAACAGGAGUUAUUAGAACAGCUUUACAUCAUAUGGACAGAGAAGCCCGAGAACACUACUCAGUGGUCAUCCAAGCCAAAGACAUGGCUGGUCAAGUUGGCGGGCUUUCAGGAUCCACCACAGUCAACAUCACCUUGACGGAUGUCAAUGACAACCCACCAAGAUUUCCUCAGAAGCACUAUCAACUGUAUGUUCCUGAGUCAGCUCAAGUUGGUUCAGCAGUUGGGAAAAUCAAGGCAAAUGAUGCGGACACGGGCUCGAAUGCUGACAUGACUUACUCUAUCAUAAAUGGAGAUGGCAUUGGGAUAUUCUCCAUCUCCACCGACAAAGACACCAGAGAAGGGAUCCUUUCCUUAAAGAAGCCAUUGAACUAUGAGAAAAAGAAGACAUAUACCCUCAACAUAGAAGGAGCAAAUACACACCUUGAUUUUCGAUUUUCUCACUUGGGUCCUUUUAAAGAUGCUACCGUGCUGAAGAUCAUUGUUGGAGAUGUGGAUGAACCACCACUUUUUUCCAUGCCUUCCUAUGUCAUGGAAGUGUAUGAAAAUGCCAAGAUUGGGACCAUUGUUGGCACAGUUCUGGCACAAGAUCCCGACAGUGCUAACAGUUUAGUAAG
This is a messenger RNA of Heterocephalus glaber (naked mole-rat), 2093 nucleotides long. Lineage: Eukaryota; Metazoa; Chordata; Mammalia; Rodentia; Bathyergidae. The record is from RefSeq and is a predicted model, not a curated record.